Messenger RNA from Seriola dumerili (greater amberjack), 2133 nucleotides. It is a transcript of the gene tmed5, whose product is annotated as transmembrane emp24 domain-containing protein 5-like. The transcript is spliced from 4 exons. Gene Ontology annotation, biological process: Golgi organization; intracellular protein transport; endoplasmic reticulum to Golgi vesicle-mediated transport. The coding region runs from base 111 to 797 and encodes 228 amino acids. The record is from RefSeq and is a predicted model, not a curated record. Gene Ontology annotation, cellular component: endoplasmic reticulum-Golgi intermediate compartment; Golgi apparatus; COPII-coated ER to Golgi transport vesicle. NCBI's taxonomy places the organism in Eukaryota, Metazoa, Chordata, Actinopteri, Carangiformes, Carangidae.
UUGAACAGAAGAGAAGUUUGGGUGAACACAGCCCGCUGCCUCUCCGCCCUCCUCCCGACACAGUGGCGGGCUGCCCUCGCACCGUUUCUGUUGGACUCUUAGGCUCGACCAUGGAGGUAGUCCCGGGGUUUCUGUGUGUGCUGUCCGUGUUUGUCGCUCUAGUCUCGGAGAGGUUUGUGGCGCUGGCCGCCUUCUCCCAGUCCAUGGACAGCGACUUCACAUUCACUCUCCCCGCCGGUCGGAAGGAGUGUUUCUACCAGACCAUGAAGAAAGACGCUUCACUGGAGAUUGAAUAUCAGGUGUUAGACGGUGCAGGACUCGACGUGGAUUUCUUCAUCUCCUCUCCCUCUGGCCAAAUGCUGUUCAGUGACUACCACAAAUCAGAUGGGGUGCACACCGUUGAAACGGAGGAUGGAGACUACAUGUUCUGCUUCGACAACACGUUCAGCUCCGUCUCUGAGAAGAUCAUCUUCUUUGAGUUGAUCCUGGACAACAUGAACGUCGAUGAAGAGCCAGACGACUGGAAGGAGUAUGUUCACGGGACAGACAUGCUGGACAUGAAGCUGGAAGACAUUAUGGACACCAUCAACAGUGUGAAGGCUCGGCUGGGUAAGAGUGUGCAGAUCCAGACGGUGCUGCGGGCGUUCGAGGCUCGCGACAGAAACCUCCAGGAGAGCAACUUCGACAGGGUGAACUUCUGGUCGGUGGUAAACCUCGUCGUCAUGAUGUUGGUGUCGGCCGUGCAGGUCUACCUGGUCCGCUCGCUGUUCGAAGAUAAAAGGAAAAUUCGCACAUAACACUGCUCCACGAGGAGGGACAGAGAGAAACUAACCCACACAGACCUUCUCCAUCUCCAGGCUUGUGACUCUUAACACAAGAUGUUGUCUACACACAUACACAUGCAUGCACACAUAUGCUGACAUACUGACGUUCUUGACAACACAACUGUUGCUCUGCUCUUCAGUCCACUGGAGUUGGAGGGACAGCAGGAACUUAAGCCUGUCAGCACCUCUCCUCUGUAACCUCAGUCUGUUUCCUACAGGAAAGUCUCUGUCUCUCUGUCAAACACAUGUUCAUGUUCUUCAGUCCCUCCUUGCUGCUGUUAGUCUUCAGAGAAAGUGACAUCACUGGCACGACUAUUUUUCUAACGGAGCCUAAAAUCAUGAGGCCAGUGGCCAACUGCAAAAAUGUCCUUUUUUCUUUGGACAUGUUUUUAUUUGAGUGUGAAAUGAAGAAAGGGUGUCUGAGGGUUUUUUAUUUGUGUCAAACAGGAGUGGGAAGUGCAACCAGUCUGACAGCAUGUCUUCCCAUUCAUUAGCUACUGUUACGGAUGAACCUCACUGUGAUGCCUUAGUGGUUUGUACUGAGCUGCCGCUCUGUGAGGCCUUUGACUUCCUCUCCCCAUCGUCAUGAACACAGUCACUCGCUCUCUCCCUCUGACGCCAGGACAGAAGUCAGGUUUGAGGUAGGGCCGUGCAGCUAAUGCUGCUCUCUGGCACCGAGGGAGCGUGAAGUAAGAGACAGAAACGGGCCACCUCCAAAUCUCGACCCCACCCCAGGACGUCUGCUCUCCUCUGGCCGCCCUCCGCUGUGACGCCUCACAGCUGCUGGCGGGUGUCUGCUUACAGCCACCUACUGCGUGAAGAUGUUGAGCCCGCCUGUCUCUCUGGUGACAGAGGUCUAUUUCUAUCUUACUGACACCCGCAAGGUCAUCACCGCUUCGACAUGAGUGCUGCUCAGUUUAACGUGCACGAGCCGUUCGCUGCCUCAGCGUUCUUUUAAAACCCUGGUGUCUGUAUUUGAUCUGAUAUUCACAUUUCUUAUGUUACAAGCUAACAUCUGUUCACUGCCACUGAAGCCACUGAACAACAGACUUUUGCUUUUUUUUUCAUAUUCUUAGAACAUAAUUUAACAUUUUGGGCCCUGAAGUGUUUUUCGGAUUAUCUGGCCCCCCCAGUACGGUGGCCCUGAGAGCUCAACACACUGCAACUUAAAAAAAAACAUGCUGCAAAUUCAGCCCCACAACUCAACAGGAAGUGUUUCCAGGGGACACUAAACAGUGAUGAACCUGGCUGUUACUUGCUGUUCAAAGUCCAAUUGUGACUUUUGAAGUUAAAAGCUCUGGAUAACGAG